GCGCAGAGGGCUGGGAGACAGCAGUUGGAAGUUGGCAGGUGGAGAGGCAGGUUGGGAGGGGAAGUCGGGGGAGGAGGCGGAAGAGAAGCUGUCGGAAGGGGGAGGAGGGAGGGAGGAAAAGAGGAGGAGGCGGAGGAGAACUGAGCUGAGCAGAGCAUCGAGCCAAAGGGGAGAUGAGUUUGUCUGUCCUCGGCUGAGGCUCCGGCCGGGCCUAGGGAACUGGGAGCUCGGGUUGGAGCGACACCCGUGGAAGUGGGAGGAGGUGGCUCAGGGACUUUAACCCCUUGUGGGCUCUGCGGCAAGGGAUUUAACCCUUUGUGGAUCCGGCCCCUCCGAGGCAGCGUCAUCGGGUAGUUUUAACCCCUUCGGGACGAGGCUUAACCCUUUGGACUUAACCUCAUCUCUUUGCCCACCAACUCUUCGAUUGUGGGGGUGCUCUGCGGGAGGCUUGAGGCCCAUCCCCUCCGUACAUUACGUACUGCACCCCCUUGGACCCACUAGCUGGCUGCGCUGAGGGCACUUAACCCUUUACUGACUUGAGCUCCCCCAAGUUGCAAUUGGAGUUUGCUGGCAGAAGGACUGGUUGAAGGCGUUCAUUGCAGGAAUUACUAGCCGAAGAGGACUCCGUUGGAUAUUUUUAAAAAGAGAAACCUUUUUUCCUUAAGGACUUAUAGCCAAAAUUUUUCAAACUUCGAGAAGAGGACUCUUUUAGCCAUGGCUGAGCCACUCCUGUCAGAAUAUCAGCACCGACCGCAAACUACCAACUGUACAGGUGCUGCUGCUGUCCAUGAAGAGCGGAACCCCGAGCGCCCCCCGGGCGCGGAGGAGCGGGUGCCCAAGGAGGACAGUAGGUGGCAAUCGAGAGCGUCCCCCCAGUCGGGCUGCCGUCCGGGGCAGGAGGGGGAAGGGAGCCUGGAGCCCCAGCCACCUCCCCUUCUGAGCCAGGCCCGCCCAGACCCUAGCUGCCCCAAAGCGGGGGAAGAAGGCCAGAACGGGGACGACCUGUCCGCUGGCGGAGCCUCCCCGCCAGCGGCGGGAGGGGAGUCGAGACCCGAGGCCGGACCGCCCGUCCACCCAUGUCAUGACUCCGAGGCCAGCAAGUUGGGGGCGCCUGCCUCCGGGGGCGAGGAGGCGUGGGGACAGCAGCAGAGACAGCUGGGCAAGAAGAAGCAUAGGAGACGCCCCUCCAAGAAGAAGCGGCAUUGGAAACCGUACUACAAGCUGACCUGGGAGGAGAAGAAAAAGUUCGACGAGAAACAGAGCCAGCGAGCUUCGAGGAUGCGAGCCGAGAUGUUCGCCAAGGGCCAGCCAGUCGCGCCCUACAACACCACGCAGUUCCUCAUGGAUGAUCACGACCAGGAGGAGCCGGAUCUCAAAACCGGUCUCUACCCCAAGCGAGCCGCCGCCAAAUCCGACGACACCAGCGAUGAGGACUUUAUGGAAGAAGCGGGUGAGGAGGACGGGGGCAGCGACGGGAUGGGAGGGGACGGCAGUGAGUUUCUGCAGCGGGACUUCUCGGAGACCUACGAGCGGUACCACGCGGAGAGCCUGCAGAACAUGAGCAAGCAGGAGCUCAUCAAGGAAUACCUAGAGCUAGAGAAGUGCCUCUCGCGCAUGGAAGACGAGAACAACCGGCUGCGGCUGGAAAGCAAGCGGCUGGGCAGCGAAGACGCGCGGGUGCGGGAGCUGGAGCUGGAGCUGGACCGGCUGCGCGCCGAGAACCUCCAGCUACUGACGGAGAACGAACUGCACCGGCAGCAGGAGCGAGCGCCGCUUUCCAAGUUUGGAGACUAGACUGAAACUUUUGGGGGGAGGGAGGAAAGGGGACUUUUUACAGUGAUGGAAUGUAACAUUAUAUACAUGUGUAUAUAAGACAGUGGACCUUUUUAUGACAAAUAAUCAGAAGAGAAAAUCCCCCCCGGCUUUGGUUGGUUUGGUUAAUUUAGCUAUGAUGUAGCUUGUGUGCUUUCUCCUGUUCUUUAAUUAUGUGAAUCUGAAGGGUUGCUUUUCUUUUCCUUUUUAGAAGGUUUUUUUUUUUAAAUGUGUAAUUUGACCAAGUUAUACUGCAUUUUUCUGUUUAAAAAAAAAAAAAAAA
Molecule: messenger RNA, 2095 nt
Organism: Trichechus manatus latirostris (Florida manatee)
Lineage: Eukaryota; Metazoa; Chordata; Mammalia; Sirenia; Trichechidae
Gene: HEXIM1
Product: HEXIM P-TEFb complex subunit 1
Exons: 1
Coding region: 715-1794 (359 amino acids)
Biological process (GO): negative regulation of cyclin-dependent protein serine/threonine kinase activity; negative regulation of transcription by RNA polymerase II
Cellular component (GO): nucleus; nucleoplasm; cytoplasm
Molecular function (GO): 7SK snRNA binding; cyclin-dependent protein serine/threonine kinase inhibitor activity
Source: RefSeq, a predicted model, not a curated record